GAGAUAAUCCGUCUCAUCCAUCAGUGAACGGUCCAGAGAAAAGGGUUUAUCUAUUUGUCAGUAGAUAUCUUUGUCAUCUACUUCUUCGGACUUUAUAGCAUUAAAAAUAUCAUCUUUAUCUGCAUUUCUAUUAGGGUUUUGAUGGCCAAAGCGAAGGUUUAGUAGAGUGUGUUUCGCAAUUUGUUUCAAUAAAAACCCUAGGAAUCAAAUCGGAUGGGGGCAUAUCCGUGACAUUUGCCCAUAAAUAUCUUUACUUCCACCACUUAAAAUAUCUCCCUCAUCUGCUUCGCCUACAAAACCUUAUCUUCAAUUCAGUUGAAGCGAAAGAAGUCAUAACAAAUCGGCUAUGGCUUCUACUGUUGCUACUUCUCUGGUUCUUCCAUCUCUAAACCCUAAUGCGAUAUCUUCUGGGAAUUCUAAAUUCACUUCUAUUUCCUUAUUCUAUCAUUCUUCAUUUAAGCCAAUCUCGGCUUCUGCUUCUUUUUCUUGCUCCUUGACUCCGUUUGCCUGUCAACCUCUGUCAUCUCGUUUUGUGGCUAAGGUUGCCAUUUCUUCGGAGCUUGGGGAGGAAGAUACCUACGGGGAGGAAGAAGAUAGGGCUAGCUUUGCUCCUGACCUUAAACUUUUUGUGGGUAACCUUCCUUUUAAUGUUCAAAGCUCCGACCUCGCGGAUCUGUUCGGGAACGCUGGAACUGUUGAGAUGGUCGAGGUGAUUUAUGACAAGAAUACUGGGAGAAGCAGGGGAUUUGGUUUUGUCACUAUGUCAAGUCCUGAAGAGGCUGAGGCAGCCGCUCAGCAGUUCAAUGGCUAUGAAUUGGAGGGGAGGGCAUUGAGAGUGAAUGCUGGACCUCCUCCACCAAAGGAAUCUUCUUCUUUCAGAGGGUCCAGAUUUGGUGGAGGUGGUGCAUCUUAUGGUGGAGGUGGUGGAUCUUAUGGUGGAGGUGGUGCAUCUUCUGGUGCAGGCAAUCGUCUCUAUGUUGGUAACCUUCCCUGGAAUUUUGAUGAUUCAGCUCUUCAGAACCUAUUCAGUGAGCAGGGAAAGGUUGUGGAAGCCAAGGUUGUGUAUGAUAGGGAUAGUGGUAGAUCUCGGGGUUUUGGAUUUGUUACCUAUUCUUCUUCUGAAGAGGUUAACAAUGCCAUUGAGUCCUUGGAUGGCGCUGAGUUCUCAGGCAGAUCAAUUAGAGUCUCUGUGGCGGAAUCUAAACCUAGACGUCAAUUUUGACUGAUGGAUUUCUGAUAGCAUCCCCUAAGAGAACUAUGGGAGCUGGGAGAUGCAGCUACGAUUAAUUUUGCUGCUCAAGGAAGAUUUGUAGAACAUGCCCCUUUCUUUUUUAUGGUAGCUGCAUCUUGGGCUUAGGGGCCGAUGGUGUCUCUAAUCAUGCGUUUGCCUUUCGAUCAACGAGAGCUGAUAGUUUGUGUUUUACCUAUCUUGAUGUUGAUUCUGAAUACCAGAUUCCAGUUAACAGUUAUAUCCAUUGUCUAAAUUCGAAUUAUAAAUGACUGAAUUGGCUUUUGAUAUUUGUUGUGAUA
Messenger RNA from Tripterygium wilfordii, 1530 nucleotides. RefSeq names its product RNA-binding protein CP29B, chloroplastic-like. Gene Ontology annotation, molecular function: mRNA binding. The record is from RefSeq and is a predicted model, not a curated record. The transcript has 5 exons. The coding region runs from base 347 to 1222 and encodes 291 amino acids. Gene Ontology annotation, cellular component: cytosol. NCBI's taxonomy places the organism in Eukaryota, Viridiplantae, Streptophyta, Magnoliopsida, Celastrales, Celastraceae.